UCAUGCGUUAUUCGCCCCGUGUCAACAUCGACCACGUUCUCUAUUGAAAUGGAGUAUUUACAAUCGAUUUGACGAGCCGAUUUAUUGGAUCGCUGUGCGUUUAUUGUCGUCUGCAUGGCAGGAUAGCUUUAAUGCGCAAUCAAACAUGUAAUUAGUGGAUUUUGUAAAUUUGAUUGGAUUUUAAUUGGGUUUUAAUGUGAAAAUGUUGACAAAAACUCCGGGCCAAGUGACGAUUGGCAAUGGCCAAGGGAAAAGGGCUGUAACAUUAUUAACUGAAGGAGGAUGCUACUAUCCCGUAAUUUCACAUUAUUCAUAUCAAGACAGACAGUUAAGGGCCCAGUCUGCACCCAAUAAUGCAGGUCGCAUUCGCGGGAUGCGGCCCAUGCAUCGAACCACAAUGCAGAUCGGUAAACCGCCGUGGUGCGCAAAUGACAGCUAUAUUACUUCAUCCAAAAGGAAUUUUGGAGGUAGUAAAGGCUUGAACCCUGUACGUCGUCCCCCACUGUGUCCCUCAAUGCACAAGUCACAGAUCAAACUUGUUCAUCCCGAGGACGAGUCAUCAGCCCGGAAUACUCAUUAUACACAUACCUUCAUGGAGAAACCAAUUAUACCUGCCAACAGAUUACAUUUAACUUCACUAGUCAAUAGAAUUGAUCAAACAGAAGGUGCUGACAUGAAAGAGAGUAUAAAAAUGCAUUCUGAACCUCAGAACUAUUUCACACAAUAUACUAGAAUACACAGUAAACUUGGUAAUGUGCUAGGAACUGGUGCACCGCGAGAUUACCCUGUCAGACAGGAAUACAAUGUUAUAACGGGUGAAACUGGAGGAGCAGCCUGGAAGGAAAAUAACCGAAGAAUAUCGGGCGAUAAAUUGUUACAUUCAUUACGACGGGAACAAACAUCAAUUUUAGGUUAAUCAAAAUCUCAUGUUCAGCAUCUUUUGAUCAAAACAACUAUUCUUAUCAACAUUUUCCACUUAAUUUCAAAAAUUAUUUAAGAAAAAAAAAAAACAAAACAGAAUAACAAAGCCUUAAAUUGCAGAGUUAACAGAUUUCCUGAUUUCAUGUACAUAUGUAUAUCCAGUAAUAGAAACAUGUACAUUAUUUUUAUAAUGUACCUGAUGUUUUUAACCAGUUGUAACAGUGUAAUUUACAAUAAAAUGUAUUGCAUUUGUUAUUGUUACUAUGGAAACUAAACAUUUUGUUCUUGUUGCAUUUUUUGUGUGAUGUGUGCCAAGUAAUGUCUUUUUGCAGUUAAUGUCAUAUUUAUUUCUGUAUGCUUUGAUAAGCUCCCUUGCCAAAAUAUUUUAUGUACAUAAAGCAUUUAACUGCUAUCUGGUUAACUAAAAAUGGGUAAAAUAUUUGUUAAGAAACGAAACUUCCACUAGAAAGUCCCAGCUUAAAAUGAUACAUACUUCUUGUUUUUUGUUGUUGUUGCCAAAAACACGCAAAAUUCACAGCAUUUUAUGUGAUCUAUGCAAUAACCUCUUUACAAAGUAAAUUUUUAGUAUGACAGCAUGGUACGUUUUGAGCCAAUCUCUGACAACUGUGUUAGGGAGUCGACUCUUUAACUAAGUGGUUAGAGUACUGGACUAGCACCCGAGCGACCCGGGUCCGAAUCCUGCCACAGGCAGUUGUGAUGUUCUUUAAUCCAUUACGGUCAAAAGUCUAAGGUGUUCUCAGCAAUCCAAAUAUAGGAAAUAUAAGGAAAUCAACGGGGACCAAAUGAAUUACCCAUGUGAGCUUAGCGGCUUGCGUCGCCGAUGCUCCAGCGAGUGGUGUUUCACUGUAGCUUUAAAUAAAGCCUUUAAUUUCUCAACUUACUUUUUAUACACAAAUGUUAUAGAUUUGAGUAACAGAUGAAAAAUCCACAUAAAAUGUGUAAACAUAGUGCAAAUAUUCACUUUAUUUCUGCAUAAUAAAAGAACAUCCUGAUAUGAGAAUGUUCAAUGCAAUAUUUCAGCAUAAUAGUGUAAUGUGCCAAAAUUUUCCUUUUAUGUAAAGUAUUAGUGGUUCCUAGUUUAUUCUUCUAUAAUGAAGCAUUAUAGGCAGUUCUAAAUACAGUCAAACCUUUCUAUAGGGAUCACCUUUGGGAGGGACACAAACUGGUCUUUAUUCAUAGGUGGUGUUUUUUCACAGCUGAUCUUUGUCCACAGGUCAAGUAACACCAUAAAUAUUAAAAUACCGGUAGGAAAUAAAACCAGCUGUCUUUAGGGCCAGGUGGUCUCUGGUCAGAGGUGGUCUUUAACACAGGUUUGACUGUGGCUUAUUAUUGCCAGUCUAAAAACAAUUCAGUGCUUAUUUAUGAUACAUUACUGUUGACCAGUUAUCAUAUUACUUGAUAAAUUAUGUAUGAUAAACAUAUUUAUUUUAGCAUUUGUUAUAAGAUUUUGUUAUUUCCAAACAGUAUUUCAUUACACUUGUAUACCCAAAUGGCUUUCUAUACAAUAAAUUUCUUGUAAUA
This is a messenger RNA of Mercenaria mercenaria, 2463 nucleotides long. RefSeq lists its product as uncharacterized. Lineage: Eukaryota; Metazoa; Mollusca; Bivalvia; Venerida; Veneridae. The transcript has 4 exons. The coding region runs from base 203 to 916 and encodes 237 amino acids. The record is from RefSeq and is a predicted model, not a curated record.